Bombus terrestris (buff-tailed bumblebee) is the source of this 3190-nucleotide messenger RNA. RefSeq names its product EF-hand domain-containing protein D2 homolog (gene Swip-1). The transcript has 4 exons. Lineage: Eukaryota; Metazoa; Arthropoda; Insecta; Hymenoptera; Apidae. The record is from RefSeq and is a predicted model, not a curated record. Bases 275 to 862 code for a protein of 195 amino acids. Gene Ontology annotation, molecular function: calcium ion binding.
GGCUCACCGCGCCAGUAGGACUAUCUAUUCUUCUCCUUAAGAUCCAAUCUGACAGCUACAAAACCUCUCCUCUAAUAUUCGUCACCAUUUUGCUCCACACUAAUCAUCCUUCUCUAUAAAACAUUCUCUUAUAAUAUAAUCUCCUCCAUAUACAUCUUCAAAUCGACAGUCACAUAAGAUCGAUAGUCGCGCGUAUCGCGAACUCGAACUUGAAAUCGAAAUCGAUAUCGUAUAGGUUAACAGUAGUAGAUCGAAGGGUUUUCACACGAUCAGGAUGCCGGCAGACGCUGAGCUCAGUAAUCUGCUUAGCAGGAGGCAAAGGAUCAACGAGGAGUUGGAGGAAGGGAAAGAAGUGAAAAAGCAAUACAAAUUCGUGAACGUUUACACGGAGUUCCACGAGCUGUCCCGUCGCGAGAUCAAGCAGUAUGAGCAGACCUUCAACAGGUUCGACGCGGGUCACGAUGGAUUCUUGGAUUUAUCCGAGUUGAAACGCAUGAUGGAGGUUUUAGGAGCACCGCAGACCCACCUGGGUUUGAAGGCUAUGAUACAGGAAGUGGACGAGGAUGGCGAUGGACGGAUUUCCUUCCGCGAGUUUCUAUUAAUUUACCGCAAAGCACGUGCUGGUGAACUAGAACAGGAUUCUGGGUUGGGCCAGCUUGCACGUCUUACAGAGGUCGACGUGGAUGAAGUAGGAGUAACAGGGGCUAAACACUUCUUCGAGGCCAAGAUCGAGCAGUUACGGAAGGCGAACAAAUUCGAGGAUGAGAUCCGCAUGGAGCAAGAGGAACGAAAGCGGGAAGAGGAGGAAAAAGCGGCGAGACGAGCGCAAUUCAGGCAGAAGGCGGCUCUGUUUGGCAAUUGAAAGGGAAAUUUGUGAAUCGAAAGUGUGCUCCUUCUGUACCUUAGCGGAAUUACAAACGAUUACUUAAAUUCGAUUCACUCUAGUUUCGUAUAGAAAUUCGCCGACCAACAUAAUUGCGUAGAUCGACUAUGGUUUUGCAAUUGUGUGGUGUUGAAAUCGGCGAAAAAGUUUUUUACUCUUAUUUCAAGACUCUGAAUAAAAAAAUAUGAUAAGUCGUAUUAUAUGAUUUUUACACGGAAGCCAUUUUAAAACUUGUUAUAUCGUCAGUCAAUACUUUUUCAUUUUAUUUUGGGAUUAAGUGUGUAUUUUAGACAUUCUCUUGAGUAUUUAAGAAAUAUUAAAGACAUUAAUUAUGCAGACUAGUAAUAAUGAAAGCUAGUUAAAUUAACAUUAUUUCUUUCUUACAGGAUAUUGUCGAUUAAUCACAUAUUUUCAAAAGACAUAACUAUUAAGUUAUUCUCCUUCUCUCAACUGUCUAAUGUUAAAAUACCUCGUCUUAGUUAUCGAGUGGUAUAAAAGUCAGAAAAUGAAUAAAAAUAGACUUAUCAUAUUUUUGUAGUCUCUGUCUAUUUUAAGUUUGCGGAGGAUUUUUAAACAACUGAUAUAGCGAUGCUAUUUUUAAACCAAUUUUAACGUUUGCACAUCGCCAAUACCAAUAAUCACACUUAUGUUUCACUAAAAAAAAAUUUCGAAACAAUCUUUAUAAGAGUCAACAUCGUAGAGAUUAAUAUGAAAUUUGGAAAUGAAAUUCAUUUAGCGAUGUUGUAGCAUCAAAUUUUGGAAAAUGAAAUAUUAAAUGUGAAUCGUCCUCGAAUGGUUUGGCGCUGUGUUAAAGCUUCGAAUUCCGGAGAUGACCUUUUUAAUUAUUUUACUAUGUACGAGAAGUAUUAGCUGUAAAAAUUAAAAACACUUGUUAUAGGUAUGAUUUACAUUUUAUACUCAAAAUACCACGCACUUGAAAUCGUUAAAUAAAUUAGGAAGAGCAAAGGAAAUGCUUUUAUUAGAAAGUUUGUUUGGUUUGAUCAGUUUAGACUAUUCUCGAUAAAGCGGGCUAUAAAUGAUUUUUAACGAAUGCACGACUGAUAUUGGUAUAAGUAUAACGACAUAUUAUAUGUAUAUGUAUGUACAUUAAUUUAUAUGAUAAUUUGAUCUUAUGUGAAGUUAAGACACUCUUCGAGAAAGAGACAUUUCGCAACAUUCGUUUGAUCGAGAAAUCUCUUUUGAUUCUUUCGAAAUCUACGACGUAAUUUUGUGGAAAAUUUUAUGAAAUAUUUUGCUCGUGAGAUUUUAAACUAUCUAUAUAUUUCUACAAAUAUUUAGCUUAGUCGAAAUAUCAAAGAGAGGACAUUUUUUAUCGAUCUAAGUGGUCUUAAUAAUUAUGCAAUAGUAUAUACUUUUAUAAUAUUUUGUUUCAAAUUGAUCAAAAAUAUAAGGCGAUUCCAAAUUAUUUUUAUACGAUUUUUAUAGAUAUGUUUAAGAAACAAAUUAUUGAGAUCAUGUAUAAUUGUUGCGAACUGUACAUACGAAGUAUAUAGUUUAAAUAAGUUUGUAAAAUUAUAAAUUGUAAAUAAACUUUUUGUUCUAAUAAACUUUUUUUAUAUGCUUUGAUUAAUCGCUACGCAGUAAUAAUUGUUAUAGUGUUUUAUCGAUAUUGUGAUUUGUGCAAAUUACAUUAAUCUUGCGGUAUGUUAGCAUAUUGCAAAUUGAUGUAAAAUAAAAAUACUAAUUUACACAAAAUCGAUAUUAAAAAUUUUUAUUACAAUAACACGAACUUCUCUUUCUCGUUUAAAUAUUAACAAAUUAUUCUUUUGAUUCAGGUAAUUUUAAAACUGGCGCCAUUGCUACCCAUAUUUUCUUUUUCUAGUACUAAUAGUGCUACCAACUUGAGAAUCAAAUUUAUUAUUUGUGUACAAAAGUAGAAAACAUUGCUGAAUAAGAAGCACGUAGUAAAUUCCAUUUUUGAAAAGUAAUUACAAAUGUAUAUUUUAAUAUAUUAAAACAAAACAUUACAUCGUUUAUCACAUUGAAAUAACAUUAAUAUCUUCUGUAUUUAAUAUUUAAGUAUUCAAUAAUUACUAAUAUUCUUUAUAUACGUUAUAAUAUAAUAAAAUAAUUUUACUCUAAUUUUAAAACGGUUACAUUGUUUAUUUCGUAGAAAUAAUUAUCUUGCAACAUUAACUCGCUAAUGUUUUGUGUACAUAAUUAAAUUGUUUAUACAUGUUAUUUGUAUCUGAUAUCUUAUCAACGUCUGGCUGUCUUUAUAUAACAUAUGAUAACAGAUUGGAAACAGAAUUUGAAGAUAAGUUUGUAAUAAUGGCAACAAGUCAG